Molecule: messenger RNA, 1349 nt
Organism: Camellia sinensis
Lineage: Eukaryota; Viridiplantae; Streptophyta; Magnoliopsida; Ericales; Theaceae
Source: RefSeq, a predicted model, not a curated record
CUGAAUUGGGAAAUAAAAUAAAAAGACUUUUUUACCCUCACUAUAUACGCAGAAAUGUAAGCCAAAUCAUAUCAUUUCUACCCAGCAAAGACUCAGCAGCUUUGCUGGGAGAAGAUCUCCACCUUCGUAAAGGAUCUCCACCUUCGUGAAGAUCUCCAUCUCGGUGUGCCGAUUUCAACCUUCAUUCGCCGGAAAAUUCACCGUCGGCACUGAAAAACUCUCAUUACCGGCAUGGAUAGUGUUGCUACCAGUCAUUCUCGAAAGAAAAGUAAGGGGAAGGCAGAUGCUGGUUCAAUUGGGAGUCGUAGGAUUUGGACGAAGAGGGAGGAGUUGUUUCUCAUAAGUGCAAUGAGAGAUUUGUGUAAUAAUCCUAAAUGGAAGGUUGACAAUGGGCAAUUUAAGUCAGGGUUUUAUGGCGAACUUGAGAAGAGAAUUGUCAUGGCUUUUCCUGGAAGUGACCUUCGUGCUUGUCCUCAUAUUGAGUCAAAGAUAAAAAUUUGGAGGAAACACUAUGGCCUUUUGUAUGAAAUGACUAAGCUUAGCGGGUUUGGAUGGAAUGACACUGAGAAGAUGGUUCUUGUUGAUAGUGAUGAGGUUUGGGAAAACUUUGUUCGGAGACAACCAAGUGCGAGUUCUAUGCGAAACAAGUCAUUUCCAUAUUAUGAAGAUUGGCUUGUUCUCUUUGGCAAAGACAGAGCCACUGGUGAGUUAGCGGAAGAUCCUGCAGAUGCAGUUGAAGCAAUUGCUGUGGAGGAAGCCAUGGGGGAGAAGGGUGAUGGUUCUCCAGCUAAGCAAUUCAAUGUUGCUGACUUCGAGUGUUCAAUGUCUACAAAUGGAAAUGCAUCCAACUCUUCUACCUUUAGCAAGGGAGGAACAAAAAGAGCGAGGACUACUGAAGGAAUCGCAAGUAAUAUUGCUACAAUGACAGAGACACUUGGAUCUUUUUUGGAUAAAACGGACACUAGAUUGGGUGAGAUUGUUAAAAGGAUUGGAUAUCAACAUGACUUAUCCCAAGCUAGGAGAAGUGUCAAUGCUGAACUUCUGAAGCUCCCCCUUACAUCAACUCAAAGGUUGACAGCAGGUUCUCUCAUUGUCAAAGAUGCUCAACGAGUUGACUUCUUUUUCAGUCUCUCCGAUGCCGACAAAUUAGAGUGGGUAUGUCUUUUGUUGGGAGGGCACAUAUGAGUACACAUGUUGGGGAUCGUGGUUUAUUCGACACAAUAGAAUAUAUAAUCGUAUUUGAUAAUGUGGGAAUUUAGUUGUGUAGAAGAUAUUGGAGAUGCUAUAUUUCUAGCUUACACACAUUACUGUUCUACAAACUAUUGUGAACAUUGCUUUUCUUAGUUUAA